CAAUCUAGAGGGCAGUAAAAAUGAUCUAUUUAUUUUGGUUUUAGCAUGCACAAGAGGCAGCUUUCAAGAGCUCUGUGAUCGAGGUAGCAUCGGUAACCGUCUAGUCCUCAGAAAUGCCAACUUCACAGACAGAGAGAGCAACCGAGAGAGAGGGUGUGAAAAAUUGCAGCAAAGAUCAGAUAGCAGACAAGGGUAAGAGAGAGAGAGCCGUGUUUUAAACGUUCAAAGAGAGCCACCGGUGAGGUGCUGGUGAGAGAUUAGAGACACUCUGAACAUCCGAAAACCAGAGGGAUGACCACAGCCUUGCUAAAGAUUACUGGAACAUCACUGGAUCAACACUAGGGACCAUUAAUGAAACAUUUUGAUGUUGUUAGCAAAGGAAUCUAAUCUGCAGCCUGUAGAGAGGAAGCCUCCUUCUAAUACAUGCAUACGGUACACGUGUGACGUUAAAGAUGAGGACCUCGCUGGACAGUCAGGAUGCUUUUCGUUUUCGAGGAAGGGAUCACUCUCCUUCAGAGGAACCUUAAAGAAACUCAGCGGAAUCAUGCUUUAGUUCAACUUGAGAUCUAGCGAGAACCCAGUUCGCUUUCUCACGUUUUAAUUACGUGCACACGUCAACGCAGGGGAGAGUAAAGGCAUCCUGAACAGCGAUUGAUCCACUGCUACCUUGGUCCUCUCUCCCACUUACUGAUUCUAGCAGGGCAGAGUGGCAUGAGCGUGGGCAGGCCCCACCGUUACAACAUUGUGUCAUCGUCCGAGGAAGACGUGUAUCGCCACGGCAACAUGCCCGCCCUUGGCAAUGGCUUUGGCAACGGCAAGAUCCAGACACGGCGGAAGGCGCGAUGCCGCUUCGUCAACAAGACGGGCCAGUGCAAUAUCAGUUUUGUGCAUAUGGACGAGCAAUCCCAGCGUUACCUCGCUGACAUUUUUACCACGUUUGUGGACAGUCGCUGGCGCUGGAUGUUCCUCCUUUUCUCACUUGCAUUUGUCCUGUCCUGGCUCGCGUUUGGUUUCGCCUUCUGGGUCAUUGCUCUUGUCCACGGUGACCUAGACCGACCCUCUGGAGAAGACUUCACACCAUGUGUCAUGCAGGUCAACAGCUUUGUGGCAGCAUUCCUGUUCUCGGUUGAGACGCAAACCACGAUCGGAUAUGGAUUUCGCUGUGUGACCGAAGAGUGUCCGCUAGCCGUGUUCAUGGUCGUCUUUCAGUCCAUCUUAGGCUGCAUCAUUGAUGCUUUUAUGAUCGGCGCCAUCAUGGCCAAAAUGGCACGGCCUAAGAAACGCGCAGAGACGAUACUGUUCUCGCAAAAUGCCGUCAUUUCUAUGCGUGAUGGGAAGCUGUGCCUAAUGUGGCGGGUUGGAAACUUGAGGAAAAGUCACAUUGUGGAGGCCCACGUGCGGGCGCAACUCAUCAAGCCCCGAAUUACAGAGGAGGGCGAGUACAUCCCCUUCGAUCAGAUCGAUAUUAAUGUGGGAUAUGACCUGGGUCUCGACCGCAUCUUCCUAGUUGCUCCCCUAACUAUCAUUCAUGAAAUAAAUGAGGACAGCCCGCUGUUUGGAAUCAGCAAGCAGGACCUGGAAACUUCUGAUUUCGAGAUUGUGGUGAUACUAGAAGGGAUGGUUGAAGCUACUGCGAUGACGGCUCAGGUACGCAGCUCCUACCUGGCCAGCGAGAUCUUAUGGGGCCAUCGUUUUGAGCCGGUGGUGUUUGAGGAACGGAACCAAUAUAAAGUAGACUACUCGCACUUUCAUAAGACCUACGAGGUGCCCUCAACGCCACGCUGCAGUCCCAAAGACAUGGAUGAAAACAAAUCGCUGGAGUCUGGUGGCAACUUCUGUUACGAGAACGAGCUGGCCUUCAUCAGCAGGGAUGAAGAGGAGCAGGAAGUGGAGAGUGGUGAGAGGGGGACUGAGCUAGAGACCCUGUCUGCCAAUAUGAACUCUGAUCAAAGGUCAUACCACAAAGAAUCUGAAAUAUGACCUUUCGUCUCCGUGACCCCUUUGAUGACUUUGCUUUAUUGUAGAACUCCUACUCUUUUUGUGUCGGUUGUCAUGGGUAGAUACAGAGAAAUGCAAGUGCCAUAUUAAAACCUUGACCCACUGUCCUAGAGCCAUGCUGUAGUGAAGGGCAGGUCAGGAAAAGAAAGUGCUUUUUGUUGUUGUUGGAAAUGCGAGGCCUUCCUGUAGGAAAACUUGAAAAAUAGACUAUCUGUUUAAUAAUGUAGUUUCAAGUUAUAGCUUUAAGUAGUAUCAUUAUGCAAUACAAAGCUAGCCUGGGUGCCAUAUUGACUAAAUCAACAUUUGCACAAACUAGACCUCUAGAGUGUUUGCUUGUAUGUUAAGUAGAACAUGAUAAACUAUGUUUUGUGUGACUUACAGCAAUAAAAUGACUUACAUUCAUCCAUUCAUGUUCUUUCUAUUCACUGUCUGGCUAAAAUUGAUUUCUAUUACACCAGGGUAAAGACAAGUGAUAUUUCUUUUCAUCACGGACUGCUGUGUGCAACUAAUGCCAAAACAGAUGCUGAUUUACUGCUAAAGGACAAUGAGCAAGAUGGCUCCCAGGCUAGCAACUAGCAAAGAAACAAAGUUAUUUAUUCAGUAUUAGAAAGUUAGUAGAUAUAGAUAUAUAUUUACAUUUAAAUUUAUGCAUUUGGCAGGUGCUUUUAUUUAAAGCGACUCACAUUGCAUUGUACUAUACAUUUGUUUCUGACUAUGCGCAAUCCCUUGGGAUCGAACCCAUGACCUUGGCGUUGCUAGCGCCAUGCUCUAACCACUGAGCCACAAGAAAGAUAUAUAUGUGAGUUAUUGAGUACAAGAGAAAGAAAUACAUUUGUAUUUAAAAUAUAAGGAAGAUUGUAGCUUUUUCCCACAACAUACAACCAUUCAUGUUCAUACCCAGGACAAACAGUCACAUUAUAUGUUUAAGACGGCAUAAACAAACAAUAGCACCAAAAACACACAAAAAAGUGUUAUGUUGCUUUAAAGACAUUAAACCCAAGAGUGCUCAUCUUUUAAGUGUUUUUAAGUUGAUUUUCACAAAUGCCAAAGCUCUGAUGGCAUUUCGGUAGUGUGUUUGUCUUUUGACACUAGAAGCUACAUAUGUGGUAGUCAGAUGCCAAAGAUUUGAGCAAUUAGGUAAUGCCAUACUAUUGCUUUUUUAUUUAAAUCACAACCGUGAACGUGAUUUGUUGAUCAGAAGUAUGUGGCAUUUGAUUGGACAAAACGAGAGUGAGUGCAAGAUGAGACAUCAAUAUUUUUGGUCUAUUUUCAAGUUACAUUAAAGCUUACAGACAUGUACUAUAAAAGUCACACAACCCCGUUUUCAUUUUUAGAAAUUUGGUGUAAUACGACAAGUCUGCUUAAUUGUAGAUUUCCACUCACAAGCUAAACAAAUUUCAACAAGAAACUAACAAAAGCCGAACGCUAACCGCCCACCUCAGAUAUCUUGCACAGUAAUUAGUGACUGUGGCUCUCCUCUGGAUAUCUCCCUCCUUUAAAAUCAGAGCAAUGAGAAAUAAGAAAUAGAGCCAGAGACAAAGGAGGAACAAAAGGAAGAGAGUGUUCACCCACACUCACCUCAUCCAUCACUUUGGUCUGUGGGAGAAAAUAAGUGUGCCUGAUUAAAUAAAGAAGGCAUUAUAUAAGAUAAUUUAAAUAAAUUAAACGUUUCAUCAAGGUAAAUUAUAGCCAAAGUCGUCCUCUCAUGGAUAAGAGAAAAAAGCAAGACAAUCCAGUUGCCAAAAAUAAUUAAAUCAAUAUACGCCAUCAUGCUACAUAACUCACAGCAGUGUAGUUUAUUGUUUUUAUGUUGAUCGAUCAUUAUUUGGACACAUUACUCAAAAUAUUUCAUGUUUUUAGGUCAUGUCCUUAUAACCUUAUCAGCUGGGUCUCUGGAACUGAUUUACCUUCCCCUACUUGUGACUUCAGCUUAAAGAUGGGGUAACAUGCUAUUUCAUGCAUUCUGACUUCUUUACACUGUUAAACGUGCUGGCUUCUCAUGCUUAACAUGGUCAACUUGUUAAAAAAACGAGUUGGACAUAUGAUGUAGUAUUUCUGUGCUUGCUCCCCCAGCACUCCAACUUGUUUCAGAGAGUUUUUUAUAAGUCUGGAUCCUGUUUGGUAACAGGGAUCCUAUUCUUUUUAUUGGGAAAUUCUUUCGGAAAAGCACGCCCACUGCAAGGCAAAAGAAGUAGCCCGCAUUACGCGCAAACCGACGAGUGAAGACCCCUUAUCAAGAUUGGCUGCGCUGUGGGCCUGCAGCUGCAGCUCGUUACUCUUGUUAUAGUGAGAGAAGUUUAGGUGUGUUUGUUUGUUCAUGGCAUUUCAGUGAUGGAUGUUAUAUAAACGGUGGAUAUAAAGCUGGAUUUGGAGAUCGUUUGAAAUUGAUAUACUGUAUAGUGCGGUCCCAAGGCUAAAAGAUGCUGGACAUGAACUGCACGCGGUAAGUCAAACUAAGUCAUAUGUCUGUGUUUUGUUGGCAAUCGGCGCAUACGUGCAUAAUGUAAACAACACGAACGGAUAAUGCGAUGAUGUAUCGUGUGCUCGUGCUGUAGGUCAGUCUCCCCUGCCUGCCUCCAGCAGCUCGUCUUUUUCCAGAGAUAAUCGUACAGCAUUACCAUGUAUCGCUCUUUUAUAAAUUUGAUCUAAAUACUUUUCGAAGAUACAACGUAUGCAAUACUACUGUAUAGGUACUCAAGAUUAAUAUGAGAUUGGCAGAAACUGCGUGUGUUACCCCAUCUUUAAUACAAUGUAAAGGAGCCAUGAUCUAAAGCAGUGUGGAAACACUUGGAAAAAAGAGGAUUGCCGGUAAAAACAUACUGUAGGUCGUACAAGCUGGUUUUUAAAACAAGAUGGUUUGUUGUUGGUCAAUGGUGGUCUACAAGCUUAGGUUAACCAAGAUGCUCCACCACGCGAAAAAACCACAUCAAUUAAAAGGUAGACAAUCCAGAUCAGCUUGGACCAACUAAGGACCAUAAAUGUUAAAUGUUAAACCAACAAGGAAAUCCUUGUAAUGCAAUUCAACCUAUUCUUUAAAAGCUUCUUUCAAAUAUUGAUUUUUUUUAAGAUCUAGACAACAGGAAUAUCAAAACAAAGCAAGAAUGUCAUGUCACCAUAAACUGUAUUCCCACAUUUCAUUACAACUAUUGUAAAUCUUUCUCAUACUUAACAAAAGUGUUUCGAACAUAAUAUGAGAGACAAGUCUGUCUAAAAAACCUCAAGGCAUCACGCUGUCUGUCAAUGGAAGAAAAUCCAGAUAUAACCAUGGUGACAAAUGUUACCACGGCAACGGUAUAUCUAUAAUUAUUGAAAGUAUACUGAUUUUUCUUUUUGUACUUUAACACCUGACCACCAACAAUUCCAAUACAAACAAUUAAAAAACAACACGUUUUAAAAUUAUUGUUUAAAUCUACCACUCAACCUAAAAAAAAUGUGUAAAGCCUAUCACAUAACAUAAAAUACAUGGCACUACACAUUAAAAUAUUGACAAAGUGUGAUAGCUUAAGAAAAACAGCAAAAUAAUUAUGUAAUUACUGUAAAUAAACAUACAGUCCUCUUAUUUUACCAUUGUUUAUAGAAAGGACAAAAAGUCCACAUGCCCCAUUGUCACUACUCAACUUGUGCUUUACGUCAUACCCCAAGGAAUGUCUCUAUUGGUGGCUUUCUUUUUGUACAUUAUUACUAUGGGAACCAAAAGGCUUUAAGAACACGAGUCACAUACAAAGGUCAAAGAGAUCAUGUACAUUUGCCUUCUGAGAAGGCUGAUAAUUAACACCAGAUAUAGCCAUAAAACCAAAAACAGAACACAGAAGCAUGGAUUCAGCACUUACACAUGUCACCUAAAGCACUCCUUACAUAAUUCAGUACAGUGGCAGCAAUACUGGGUCUCCGUGUGUAGGGCUAUAGCUACGGGGAUAAAUAAGAAUGAACAUAGCAGCCUACACAUUUCUACAUUUAUUUUUGGUAAAGGGCCCAAAAUUUAAAAAACAUUUUAAAGCACUCCUUGCAUAAUCCAAAUCAGUGCCAGCAAUAUUGGGUCUCAGUGUGUAGGGCCAUAGCUCUGGGUGUUGGGGUAAAUAAGAAUGAACAUAGCAGCCUACACAUUUCUACAUUUAUUUUUGGUAAAGGGCCCACAGCAAAAUAUAGUCAAGAAGUGCAAAUAUGGUGUAACAUUUAUAUGGUGUAAAAUUUCUGAUUUCAGUUUGGAUAAAUCUAUUUUAAUAUUGAUAUUAGGAAAAACAUUUUACAGCAAACCAUGCCUUACAACACUGUUUUCCUGAAAUGUAGAUUUCUUUUUAAAUACAUGCAUAAGUGUGUAUUUAUGCAUCAGAACUACCCGGACAAACACAGGACUGUAAAAUUAAAAAGUAGUAAACCGAGCAGUGAUGUGUUGCUUUGUGUAGUUGCACAUGUAAAACAGAUUUGAGAAUGAGGAAAUCUACACCAACAGAUUCCAGGAAAACCAGUGCAUUUUACAACCAUUAACAUCUGUAUCAAAUCUCACAUUCGGCUGCCUGAAGUAUUAAAUUAUGUGAUUCCAAAUCCAUAAAUAUACUUUCUAGUAGCCAGACAUAGAACAAACGUAGUUUACUUACACUUCCAACCGCACUAUGCUGGGAAACUGCCAAACACAUUUAGACCUCAUUUUCUCUUUGUGGUUGGAAAUUUUAUAGCCUAGAAGUUAAAAGACUCAAAGAAAAAGACAAAGAAAAAGACUCCCUUAUGCUAUAUUAACUUCCAGUAUAUUAAAUAAUUGAAUUUAAAUGUGUUCAUAUAAAUAUAUAUAUAUAAUGCAUUGCGUCUACAAUAUUGAAUAAUACAUAAGGACUUGCCACUUUACCUAUAUUUAAAAUAAGGUAUUGAAUAAUGUCCUAUUUAUUAUAUUGUAUUCAUUAUAUUUCUAGUAUAUUCCAUGUUUCGUGCAUAAUAAAACAGGUGGAGGUGCUGAUGCGUACAAAGUUGUACAUGCAAGAUGUAAAAUGCGUUUCUAAGGUAACACAAAUGUGCUAAAUCUGCAGUGAAUAGGAUGGGCAAAACUUUGGCCGGAGAGAGGGGGAUUGUCAUGUUUUAAAUUAAUCAGUGUUGUGAAAAUGCGCCAUUAUGAAGAGAACAUCGUUUCAAAAGCGACAUGCAUUAUUCAUGAUUACUGACAAAGAAGCCGUUAGAAAUUUAAUUAGAGCGCGCGCACACCUGCCGUUCCUCCUCUCUGGGACAUAAACGGACCCCAGACAUGAAAACACAGCUUUCACCGAGACUAAAACACAAGCAACACAUUUUAAGAGCCACAAAUGGCGCGCAACCAAGUUGAGCAAAUAUCAGAUUGGGGAAAUUAAGCUAUGGUUUCGUGUUCAGAUGUUAUCGGCUAAUUAGUUCGCUUCUGGACAAAUCACUGUUGGUGCUAAUGCGUACACAGUGCAGCUCUUCAAUUAAAGUCCACUUUCAAACAUAGGCUCGCUCUUUAUUUUUUUGAAAUCUCUAAAAAUAACAGGAGAUCAAACAUUACCCUGAGCAGAAAGACGUCUGCGAGAUCCAGUUGGAACUUUGUGUAGUUGCUAAAGAAACGAUGCGCAGUUUAGAAUCAAAGUACGAUCUCUAGUGGCUGAUAUGAGGUACUACAAAGAGCUGUGUGAAAUGUGCUGAACCUGAGUGUAAACAUGACUGUAUGUCUAUUUCGAGAUUCCAUGGGGAAAAAAAAUCAACAGGUACAACAUAAAAGGGAAAGAAAAGAUUAAGU
Molecule: messenger RNA, 7732 nt
Organism: Triplophysa rosa
Lineage: Eukaryota; Metazoa; Chordata; Actinopteri; Cypriniformes; Nemacheilidae
Gene: kcnj12b
Product: potassium inwardly rectifying channel subfamily J member 12b
Exons: 2
Coding region: 712-1980 (422 amino acids)
Biological process (GO): regulation of monoatomic ion transmembrane transport; potassium ion import across plasma membrane
Cellular component (GO): plasma membrane
Molecular function (GO): inward rectifier potassium channel activity
Source: RefSeq, a predicted model, not a curated record